UGCCAAGUAACGAAGCAAAGCGAAGGCCCCUUUAUAUUUUUCUGCUAAUGUCAAAUUCACCCGCCAAUUUUGUCAAUGCACGGGUGCAGUUGAAUAAGUAGUAAAUAUUUAAAAAGUGAUAAUAUAAACGAUUUCCCUUUAAAAUGGAUUUUCGACGCAAAUCACGUCCACGUUUAGAACGUAAACCUCAAUUCGAAAAUCUCGAAUUACAGUACCCACACAACGUUGUACUUUACCGAUUGCCACCAACGGAAGAUAUCAAAAUACAUGAAUUCGAGGACUUGGCUCUGGAACGGCUUAAAGUGCUACGUAUUCUAGAACAGGCGACAUCUAAAGGUUUACGUUUUCUGUCGGAUGAAUGGAAGGAGUCUGUUAAUACAGAGUUAACUCGCGAGGGCCUGAGAGGUUAUUUGCGACUUUGUACGAACAGUAGCACUAAUACUGCAGUGAAUAGCAACAAAUAUGAGCUGGAAUUGCAGGCAAGACGGCGUGAUUAUAUUUCGCAUUUUAUAUUGCGCUUAGCCUACUGUCGCACUGAGGAAUUAAAGCGUUGGUUCCUGACACGAGAAAUGGAACUUUUUAAAUACAAGUUUUCGUCCAUGACUAGCGCCUGUAUCAAACAUUUUCUAGAGCUGAAUGAACUAGAGUAUACUCCCUUGACUGAGGCACAAAAAGACGCAGUUAAAGAUGGACUUUAUGAAAGUACAGUUGGACAGAGUGUAUCCAAAAUUGAAUUACUCGACUUUUACAAAGUGCCAUUUACACAAGUAUUGGACUUGGUGCGCUUGCGACGAUGUUACUUGAAGGAUGGUUUUGCAUAUGUCAACACGCAUGACUUUGUUUCCGUUAUUGCGGUCAUUCAGCUAAACGAAAUAGAACAUGGUUUGCAAUCGGCACAGAAACUUAUACGCGAGGUGGAGACAGAUGAGCGUAUCUUUCACUUGCUUAAAUCGUUACAUACUUCAUACACGGGGAAAGACUAUGCGCUUAGCAAGGAAGGCAAUGUGUCGAUUGAAUCAUUAGACCAACUUUCGAAAAAGUCAUUCCCGAUCUGCAUGCGCACUUGCCACGAACACUUGCGCACACAUCACCAUCUUAAACAUGGCGGUCGGAUGCAAUACGGUCUUUUUCUGAAAGGCAUCGGUGUAACGUUGGAGGAUAGUCUUCGUUUUUUCCGUGAGGAAUUUACCAAGAAAAUCGAUGCUGAACAGUUCGCAAAACGUUAUGAGUAUAAUAUUUAUCAUAAUUAUGGCAAAAAGGGUUCAAUGAUCAGCUAUACACCCUACUCUUGCCUCAAGAUAAUUCAAGAAAACCCAGUUCAAGAUGAUUGUCGCGGCUGUCCAUAUAAAUCAAGUGAGCCUAGUAUAUUGAAAAUGAAACUCGCAUCAUAUGGUUUAUCUGCUGCACACGUUCAAGAGGUUAUGAACUAUGUAUCAAAAGGUCACUAUCAGCUAGCGUGUGGAAAAUAUUUCCAAAUAAUACACGAAUCUCCUAUAGAGAUGGCCAUUAACCAUCCCAAUCAGUACUUUGAAGAAAGUCAAAAUCUGAUGGGAAAUCGGGUAGCCAAGAAAACAGUAAAUGCCGCGCAGCGUAAAUCGAUGAAGCGCGGUGCGAAUGACAUUACAAAUGUAAUGAAUGCUGACGAAGAUGAUGAACUGUGGAACAUUGCUGAAACUCAAGAGAGCACUUACAUUAGCCAAGCUGCCGAGAAAAGCGCCUGGGAUGAAGAUCUUGACCUAACAGCUAUCGAUUGUUAACGAGCAAAAUAUAAGAAUUAAGAUAUUUAUUAAAGCGUAUACUAUACCCCGUACGAAUUAUAACUUAGAUUCAAAUCCAAUAUUUUCAGCAUUUUGGUUACCAAAUCUCAAAUUACUUAUUAAAUUAGUCUGUAUAAUGCUCUACGGAAUACAAUAUUAGAAUGAUCUUACAAAA
Molecule: messenger RNA, 1932 nt
Organism: Anastrepha obliqua
Lineage: Eukaryota; Metazoa; Arthropoda; Insecta; Diptera; Tephritidae
Gene: Prim2
Product: DNA primase large subunit
Exons: 2
Coding region: 144-1757 (537 amino acids)
Biological process (GO): DNA replication, synthesis of primer
Cellular component (GO): alpha DNA polymerase:primase complex
Source: RefSeq, a predicted model, not a curated record